UAUUAAAGUAUUGGACACGUUUCGACCAAACCAGCGGGAUACUAAAAUAGGAUACUUCGAAAAAAAGAAUUAUUCGUGAUUACUGCCUUUCAUCAUUGCUUCGGUAUAUUUGGGAUCGUACUGAAUUCAUACUUUAGCUUCCGAAACAUAGAUAUAUAUAAUUAGCAAGACGUUGUGAUAUGGAUAGAGUUGCAUUGUCGUUGGUAUUUUUUACAUCACUCUGUAGCUAUGCAUUGGCGGAAGGCGGAAUUCAAGAUGUCAACGAUGGCGAGAAUGUAUAUAGAUCAUGGAGCAUAGCUGUCGGGGUAUUGGUGGUGGUGACUUUCAUUGCAGUGCUCAUCCUGUCUGUGUCUUACUUCCGGGUCGCCAUGAAAGAAAGUCGUUCGAAGCACAAGCUUGCAGCAAUGAGGCGUCAUCGAAUGCUACCUUCUGAGUUCCUUCCCCGUGCUCACCUACCAGCUCGGCACGAAACCCAUCCAGGCCUUCUACCACCAGGCCUUGUCGGCUACGACUACGCCUAUGACCAUCGAGCGACGUCGAUUCCACCACCGAGUUAUCGAAGCGAAAGCCAUAACAGGGCGACGAGGUACGGGUACGGUUCCGGUCCGCCUGCCAUUGACAACGGGUUGCCUCCUCAGAUGAGGGUUGCCGAUAUCGACCCAGUGGGUGACUACAACCACGGGCCCGGAGCGAUGACGGCAAUCGGGUCUGCUCUCUACCACACGAGGCCGAGUGUGACUAGGUCCACGGUGUUGUAUAAUCCGCUGGCUCGAAUGGCAUCCGAGCCGAAAACACAUUUGGUAUAUUUUUGAGCGCAGACCAAGGUGACAAGGAGGAGGGCUGCAUUCCCGGAUAAAUGUUAAAGAUAUAGACCGGUAGUGGUAAACUUGUGGUUCAAGGGUUUAGGGUGCAAAAUAUCCAUUCCAUAUUCGUUUAAAUAUUGCCUUUAGAGGUUUAGAUGGUAAUACUUCAAGCUAUAUUCGCAAAAAAGCAUAAAUAUAUGCCCAAAUGUUCAAUGUUGAAGUGCAUUCACAAUACCUAUCCAGGCCGGAUAUAUAAAUUACUAUAGGCGGUUUCCCGGCAAAAUUUGUAUCAUCACGUAUUAGUCGAAACAUAUUCUUUCACAUAAUUGGUAAUAAGAGCUUCCAUUUCAUGUUUUUUAGAGGAGAGCGUUUCCAAAACUGGUCUAUACCUUUAAACGACGAAUUUUCGGGCAACUGUCACCUACUAAAUUGAAAAACCUCUACCACGUUCAUCUUAUUUGCGGUAGUUGAUUACUAUUUACACAUUAUCUUCUUAUUACCCUUCUUGUGGUUCUUCUUUUGUACAUUGUGUUACUGGGUAUUUUCUAAGGAUACUAUCAAACGCUGUGUAUUUUUCCAACCCUCCUGUUAGAUAUAAUCUGAAUUUAUUCCUUGAAUACUCGAAAAUAUUUUGUCAUGGCCCACUUUGUCUUUUUUUCAUGUAUAAAUUUUGCAACGAGUUUUUGUCAGAUAAUUGUUGUAAACAUACAAAAAAGAGGGGCACAUAACAGAAUAUAAUUAAAUAUAUACUAAAAGUCUUCUGGCAGCACCGUAGUCUCUUUGUAUUUUUCAUUUCUAAUUGUGUAUAUUACACUGUAUUAACAAAAUAAGCUACAGAUAAAUUUAUACGCAUGCCUACCAACAGUGGAUGUUACUAAAUAAAGUGCCAAAUAAUUUGCUCGCUGUUGUGAUAUGCUCAAAUUUGGUAAGAUUCAUGUCAGAAUAUCAAUGUUCGAAGAGGCAACGAAACAUUUGCACACUGCAACUAAAAUAAAGUGACUGAGGAAAUAGCA
Molecule: messenger RNA, 1816 nt
Organism: Strongylocentrotus purpuratus (purple sea urchin)
Lineage: Eukaryota; Metazoa; Echinodermata; Echinoidea; Camarodonta; Strongylocentrotidae
Exons: 3
Coding region: 180-812 (210 amino acids)
Source: RefSeq, a predicted model, not a curated record